AUGCUGCCAAUAGCUACCUCUGGCCUUGUCGCCGGUGUAGUAGCGCAUCAUGGCAUCUUCAUCCGGGGGGAGUGGCACAUGAAAAUUCCGCAAGUCAUUGCAAGCCAUUUGAUUCUUAUGGGCGUCCUAUUGUAUGCUCUGUAUGACCAUUAUAGUUCCUUAAAGAUCGCAGCAAGUGCCUUGGGAACAAUGAUUUCUUGCUACUUCUCUUCCCUGUUCAUUAGCAUGACGAUAUAUAGACUGUUCUUCCACGCUACUUCACAUUUCCCAGGUCCGAAAUUGGCCGCCGUCUCGAAGCUUUGGCACGUAUUUCAUAUUCUCGAUUCGAAGAACUAUGCAUUUCUGCAAAAGCUGCAUAUGGAAUAUGGCCAGUUUGUCCGUACAGGACCAAAUGAGAUUACUAUAUUCCACCCUGCGGCUAUUCAAGAAAUAGAAACUUCGAAGAACCAGACGACCAAGGAUGUUUGGUACGAUCUCCUGAAGCCGCAUAAAUCUGCUGUUUUUGCACGGGAUGAUGACCUACAUAAAGAAUGGCGCAGGUCUUGGACGCAGUCCUUUUCUAAAAAGUGCAUAGACGCGUACCGUCCACGCAUGGUAGAAUUAACUCAAACGCUUUCUCAAAGCAUAUCAGAAUAUGAAGGCGCCCCCGUAGAUAUUGAUGAAGUCAUGACUUGGUUCUCGUUUGAUGCAAUGGGCGAUGCUUUAUUCGGAGAAGACUUCGGUCUUACCCGCUCCAAGUCUAUACAUCCCGGAAUCGUUCAUCGGGAUCGAGCCCUAUCCAUUCUCGGGCCUCUCGAGGGAGCUAUAUGGAUAGCCCGUCUUGGGUUUUCAUUAACACCUUUCUUAGGAAGAGUUAAAGACUGGUUUAAACUGGUCUCCUUUUGCGAUGAACAAUUAAGGAAAAGGAUACAGCGUCCAACUGAGUCCUUGAAAUUAGAUAUGGUCUCCUUCUUCCUUGAAGAAUAUAACAAAAACUCCGAAACGAUGAACGACACAGAUCGGGGUCUUCUACUAAGCGGAACAGUGCUUUCGGCAGUUGUUGCUGGCAGGUUCGUCUUGUUCUCCUAUCAUAAGCCCCGACACAAACCUCAAGUAGGGAAGCUCACCUUACAUAGCGAUACUACUAGAGCCGUUUUGAUUGCAGCUUUCUGGUUCCUAUCGAAAUAUCCUAUUCAUGCCGACAAGAUUCGGUCUGAGAUUCAAGUUUUAAAUCCAAACGACAUAGAUACUCUAUUAACCCUUCCGCAUCUCAACGGGGUAAUAAAUGAAGUAUUGCGUUUAGCACCAUCAGCUAUGACGGGGAUGGCCAGAAUUACAGGGCCUAAUGGGUUUGUAUUCGAUGGUACAUUCAUCCCACCGUUUACUAGGAUAACAGCACCUAAAUAUGUUAUAAUGCGGAUGGAAGCCUCGUUUGUAUUUCCGAACGAAUUUAUUCCCGAGCGCUGGUACUCGAAACCGGAGCUCAUCCGUGACGAACGCGCUUUUGCGCCGUUUGGUUUCGGUAAUCGCAUGUGUACAGGUAAAUCCUUCGCUCAAACGGAGCUCUGUCUUGCUAUCUCAAAUCUGCUCCGUCGCUAUAAGGUCUCUUUUGCGCCGGAAUACGACCCCCAGACAAUGUGGCGAGAUAUGAAAGACCAGGUAACUGCGCAGCCGGGACGUGUUUUGUGUAUAUUCGAGCCGUUAAGUGACAUUAGAGAUUGA
Messenger RNA from Daldinia childiae, 1701 nucleotides. Its product is annotated as Tryprostatin B 6-hydroxylase. Lineage: Eukaryota; Fungi; Ascomycota; Sordariomycetes; Xylariales; Hypoxylaceae. Gene Ontology annotation, molecular function: heme binding; iron ion binding; monooxygenase activity. The record is from RefSeq and is a predicted model, not a curated record. Bases 1 to 1701 code for a protein of 566 amino acids. The transcript is spliced from 6 exons.